AUGCUUCGCACCCUGUCUAAAUCUGUCUCUGCCGGUUUGAAGCUCAAUGCUUCGCCAUUGGCCCGUUUGAGCUCGAAGUCAUACUCGACAGUCAACACAGCUCUUUUCAAUUCUCGUUCUGAUCUCGACAGAGCCACUUUCACUAUCCGUGACGGACCAGUUUUCCACGGCAAAUCGUUUGGUGCCAACACCAAUAUUUCUGGUGAGGCCGUUUUCUCCACUGGUAUGGUUGGAUAUCCUGAGUCCAUGACCGAUCCUUCGUACCGUGGUCAGAUUCUUGUUUUCACUCAGCCCUUGAUUGGUAACUACGGAGUUCCUUCAUCCACUGCUAGAGACGAGUUUGGACUUCUCAAGUACUUUGAGUCUCCUCACUGUCAAUGUAUCGGUGUUGUUGUUGCCGAUGCUGCUAUGCAAUACAGUCACUGGACUGCUGUCGAGUCUCUUGGUGACUGGUGUAAGAGAGAAGGAGUUGCUGCUAUCACUGGCGUUGAUACUCGUUCAAUUGUGACCUAUCUCCGUGAACAAGGUUCCUCUUUGGCCAGAAUCACUGUUGGUGAGGAGUACGAUGCUGAUGAGGACGAGGCUUUUAUGGAUCCUGGUGCCAUCAACCUUGUGCACAAGGUUUCUACCAAACAGCCAUUCCACGUUCCUGCUGCCACCAUCCCUGGCCAAGAGAAUAUCCACGUUGCUGUUAUCGACUGUGGUGUCAAGGAGAACAUUUUGAGAUCGCUCGUUUCUCGUGGUGCCUCAAUCACUGUGUUCCCUUAUGACUAUCCUAUUCACAAGAUCUCGCACCACUUUGACGGAAUCUUCAUUUCCAACGGUCCUGGAGACCCAACCCACUGUUCUUCGACCGUUUACAACCUGAAGAAGACCAUGGAGACCUACGACGGUCCUAUCUUUGGUAUCUGUUUGGGUCACCAAUUGCUGGCACUUGCUGCUGGUGGUAAGACCAUCAAACUCAAGUACGGUAACCGUGCCCACAACAUUCCAGCCCUUGAUCUGAUGACUGGCAAGUGUCACAUCACCUCGCAAAACCACGGUUACGCUGUCGAUGUCGCCACUCUCCCCUCUGAAUUCAAGCCUUACUUCAUCAACUUGAAUGAUCAGAGUAACGAGGGUAUGAUCCACGAAUCACGUCCCAUCUUCUCGACCCAAUUCCACCCUGAGGCUAAGGGCGGUCCUCUUGACUCGGCCUUCCUCUUCGACAAGUACCUCGCUGACAUCCAAGCCUUCAAGCAAAAGAAGUCGGCCCAAGGACUCGUCAACGCUGCGCCCUCUCCCCUCUUCGUCGACAUCCUUCCCAAGGAGCGUGUCGGCGUCGAGAUCAACCCCCAAGCUUAA
This is a messenger RNA of Sugiyamaella lignohabitans, 1344 nucleotides long. It is a transcript of the gene CPA1, whose product is annotated as carbamoyl-phosphate synthase (glutamine-hydrolyzing) CPA1. Gene Ontology annotation, molecular function: carbamoyl-phosphate synthase (glutamine-hydrolyzing) activity. Lineage: Eukaryota; Fungi; Ascomycota; Dipodascomycetes; Dipodascales; Trichomonascaceae. Bases 1 to 1344 code for a protein of 447 amino acids. The transcript has a single exon. Gene Ontology annotation, biological process: 'de novo' pyrimidine nucleobase biosynthetic process; L-glutamine metabolic process; L-arginine biosynthetic process. The record is from RefSeq and is a predicted model, not a curated record. Gene Ontology annotation, cellular component: cytoplasm; carbamoyl-phosphate synthase complex.